UCUUCCACCCGUGGACUCGUCAGGGCGUGAGGACCUACCUCACGUGACCAUUAGCAGCCUCCCGAUUGGUUUUGCUCCUUUUCUCUCCCCAAUCAGUGGGCUGAUGCGCCGAGAAGGUCGGGCGCAUGCGCAGUGCUCAGAUUUUGCUUGGCUACCCGGAGUGAAGCGAACGGGUUGGGCGAUAAACAGGCCGUGGCUAGGGAGGACGGAGAGGGGGCGUUCGCUCCUCUUGGACUUUUCAUGCCUCGUUUUUUUUCCCAGAUGUGGCUUGGUCUGGACGCAAGGUCCCAGCAGCCAGCUUAAGCUUACUCUUUUGUGAAAAGGGAAAGUAUCCCCUGUGGAAAGCAGUUAAACUUGUGGAGGGAGUGCGAGACGUGAGUUCUCCCCCAUGCCAGGCGAAUGGUGUGGCCUUGAGCUGGUCCAGGAGCCGGCUCGACGUGUCUGAGGGAGGCCCCAGAGGGGGCGGGGAGGUGGCCCUGAGAACGCGGGUUCUGUAAAGAGACGUUGGGAAGAUUCGAUUCCGAGAAGAGGAAGAGCCGGAUUGAAAGAGAGCCAGGCCUCUGAGUGGGAGGGGGCUGCUAAGAUGGCGUCGGCCUCCUCCGGGCCGUCGUCUUCGGUCGGUUUUUCAUCCUUUGAUCCCGCGGUCCCUUCCUGUACCUCGUCCUCAGGUUUCAACUUUCUGUGCUGUGGCGUCAGCCAUAAGAGAGCAUCUGGAAUCAAGAGACCUGUGGCACCUGAGGUCUUGGAAGCUAAACAGGAUUCUUACAUCUCAUUGGUGCCUUAUGCCUCUGGCAUGCCCAUCAAGAAAAUAGGCCAUCGAAGUGUUGAUUCCUCAGGAGAGACAACAUACAAAAAGACAACUUCAUCAGCCUUGAAAGGUGCCAUCCAGUUGGGCAUUACCCACACUGUGGGGAGCCUGAGUACCAAACCAGAGCGUGAUGUCCUCAUGCAAGAUUUCUACGUGGUGGAGAGUAUCUUCUUCCCCAGUGAAGGGAGCAACCUGACCCCUGCUCAUCACUACAAUGACUUUCGUUUCAAGACCUAUGCACCUGUUGCCUUCCGCUACUUCCGGGAGCUAUUUGGUAUCCGGCCCGAUGAUUACUUGUAUUCCCUCUGCAGUGAGCCGCUGAUUGAACUCUGCAGCUCUGGAGCUAGUGGUUCCCUUUUCUAUGUGUCCAGUGAUGAUGAGUUCAUUAUUAAGACAGUCCAACAUAAAGAGGCGGAGUUUCUGCAGAAGCUGCUUCCAGGAUACUACAUGAACCUCAACCAGAACCCUCGGACUUUGCUGCCUAAAUUCUAUGGACUGUACUGUGUGCAGGCAGGUGGCAAGAACAUUCGAAUUGUGGUGAUGAACAAUCUUUUACCAAGAUCGGUAAAAAUGCAUAUCAAAUAUGACCUCAAAGGCUCAACCUAUAAACGGCGGGCUUCCCAGAAAGAGCGAGAGAAGCCUCUUCCCACAUUUAAAGACCUAGACUUCUUACAAGACAUCCCUGAUGGUCUUUUUUUGGAUGCUGACAUGUACAACGCUCUCUGUAAGACCCUGCAGCGUGACUGUUUGGUGCUGCAGAGCUUCAAGAUAAUGGAUUAUAGCCUCUUGAUGUCAAUCCAUAAUAUAGAUCAUGCACAACGAGAGCCCUUAAGCAGCGAAACACAGUACUCAGUUGACACUCGAAGACCAGCCCCCCAAAAGGCUCUGUAUUCCACAGCCAUGGAAUCCAUCCAGGGAGAGGCUCGACGGGGUGGCACCAUGGAGACUGAUGACCAUAUGGGUGGCAUCCCUGCCCGGAAUAGUAAAGGGGAAAGGCUUCUGCUUUAUAUUGGCAUCAUUGACAUUCUGCAGUCUUACAGGUUUGUUAAGAAGUUGGAGCACUCUUGGAAAGCCCUGGUACAUGACGGGGACACUGUCUCAGUGCAUCGCCCAGGCUUCUACGCUGAACGGUUCCAGCGCUUCAUGUGCAACACAGUAUUUAAGAAGAUUCCCUUGAAGCCUUCUCCCUCCAAAAAGUUUCGGUCUGGCUCAUCUUUCUCUCGGCGAGUAGGCUCCAGUGGCAACUCCUGCAUUACUUACCAACCAUCGGUCUCUGGGGAACACAAGGCACAAGUGACAACAAAGGCGGAAGUGGAGCCAGGCGUUCACCUUGGUCGUCCUGAUGUUUUACCUCAGACUCCACCUUUGGAGGAAAUCAGUGAGGGCUCACCUAUUCCUGACCCCAGUUUCUCACCUAUAGUUGGAGAGACUUUGCAAAUGCUAACUACAAGUACAACCUUGGAAAAGCUUGAAGUUGCAGAGUCAGAGUUCACCCAUUAAGCGCAAAGCCUCAGAAGACCUGGAAUAAGAUUCUGCCAUCUCUGUGAUCCCGAGAUGUGUCAGGCCUUGCCCCAUCAAUGCUGAAUUUUCUUCUACUUGGUCAUCAAAAAAGGAGUGUAAUAGAAGCGAGGGGAGCUCCUCCUCCAUCUUCUUACUGAAGAAGAACCUCCUCUCCUUCCCCUUCCUCAUGAAUGGGCAUUAGUGCCUCAGACAGUUGAGGACCGAAGCAUCCCCUCCACUCCAGAGUUGGGUGGUACGGAUUUUCAACUGGCUAACCCUUGGCCUCCACAAUUGAAUUUUUUUCAGACCCCCAUUCUUCAUGCUGGAAAUGGGAUUGCUGUACUUGGCAGUUUUCUUUCCCCUCAUCUUUGACCAGGAACUGGACUUUUAGUUUCCUCAGGACAGACUAGCUGGCACAUUAUCUCCACCUUAGUUCUUUCUCCCUGAUCCCUGGAAGAAUACCCCUGUAAUCUCUGUAAAGGUUUUUGGGGGGAUAAGGGAGUUUAACCACCUCUCAGCGUUCUUUUUUUUUUUUUUUUUUUUUUUCCCUGAAAAAAGGAAAAAGCGCACAGCACACAGUUUCAAGCCAGCUUCAGAUCAAAACUCCAGAAGUGUUGACAAGAUGCCUAUUCGUAGGGUUCCCUCAGAAGAGCCAUGGUGUUUGUGAAGAGAAGAGUAGUGAUUGCUCUGCCAGAAGCAGCUCCUCUUUAAGCUCCACCUUUCUUGAUGAAUUUCUUAAGGCUGAAGGAAUGGAGAGUGGGACAUGGGGUAAUCUUUACCCCUUUUGUUAAAACAGGAGGCAGCCAUGGGCUGGGAGAUCAUAGCCCUUCCUAGGCAGAAUCCUGUUCACUGCCAAGCUAUAAUAAUUAUUACUAUUUUGCAAUUUGAAAUAUAUUCUGGUUGAUUUUCUUUUUUUUUUUUUUUGAGACGGAGUCUUGCUCUGCCGCCCAGGCUGGAGUGCAGUGGCCGGAUCUCAGCUCACUGCAAGCUCCGCCUCCCGGGUUCACGCCAUUCUCCUGCCUCAGCCUCCCGAGUAGCUGGGACUACAGGCGCCCGCCUCCUCGCCCGGCUAGUUUUUUGUAUUUUUUUAGUAGAGACGGGGUUUCACCCUGUUAGCCAGGAUGGUCUCAAUCUCCCGACCUCGUGAUCCGCCCGUCUCGGCCUCCCAAAGUGCUGGCAUUACAGGCUUGAGCCACCGCGCCCGGCCUUCUGGUUGAUUUUCUAAAUGUGAAGACUUACUAAAUGAAUUUUAGAUCAUUCUCCAAAGGAGAUUUUUUUGCUCUUCUCAUCUUUUCCAACAGUGUUCUCCUGUUUGUGGAGCUAAGGUGAAGAGGGGACACCUGUCUGUUUUAUCAGGCAGUCCGUAUCUAUGAGACCAGGAAAUAUUUUCUUAAACUCAUGGGGAGACAGCAGAUUCUUGCCUUGGUGAGGUCAUUGCUGUGCCAUAUGUCCUACCCCCCUGUCUUCAUGCAGGGAAGUUGGAAAUGGGGGCUACAUAUGCUCUCUCCUCCCCAUCUACAAGAGUUGUGGUUUUCCAUCUGAUUCUUCCACUCUUGUCAGGGGAAGAAGGGGGCCUGGUAUCUCAGGCAGAUUGUUGAAUUCUUGUUCUAUCCCUUCUCUAUCCCACCCUGCCUUGAUAAUAUGUUAGCCCAUACCCCAAAUAACUGUCUAUAUUAGACACCCCCAGCCAGUUUCUGGCUGCCUGUCUUUGCUGCCAUGUUCUUUUUUACAAGAAGGAAAGAGUUCUUGCUAUUUUUUUUCAUAAUUUACUAUUUAUGAUGUAUUUAAGUGUUUUAUUAAGGACACAGUUCUGUUAGGGGUGGGAGGGAAUAUUUAAGGGAGGGCUGGGUCUUAGGGAAAGGAAUGGGGAAUCAACAUUUUUAUGAAGUGUCACUAUUUGCCUUUACUUUGUAUUGUUCAGAAAUGGCAAAUACAAUAUAAAAGUGAUACAUGGUUUUAAUGUAAUAAACUUUAAUCGGUUAUUUAGA
This is a messenger RNA of Macaca mulatta (Rhesus monkey), 4296 nucleotides long. RefSeq names its product phosphatidylinositol-4-phosphate 5-kinase type 1 alpha (gene PIP5K1A). Gene Ontology annotation, biological process: phosphatidylinositol phosphate biosynthetic process. Gene Ontology annotation, cellular component: plasma membrane. The record is from RefSeq and is a predicted model, not a curated record. Lineage: Eukaryota; Metazoa; Chordata; Mammalia; Primates; Cercopithecidae. Gene Ontology annotation, molecular function: 1-phosphatidylinositol-4-phosphate 5-kinase activity.